AUGCCUGUCGUAGCUUCAGUUGUUCUGCGUCUGCUGCACUGUCUUUACACGGUAGUCACGUUGCUGGCCUCCGUUCGCUACCGCUUCAGCAGGCAACCACACUCCCUCCUAGCGCAUCGUCGCAAAACUCCACAGCACCUAGCAGUCGUGCUUGCAUCGAAUACAGAAGAAAACUUGCAAGCUACGGUCACUGCCUUGCUCAAUACCGUUGAAAAUGCGGCUACCUGGUGCCGUGCCGCUCGUAUUCCUAGGUUAACGGUCUAUGAUCGCGAAGGACUUCUUGUGGAGCGGGUGUCGGACAUCCGUGGACGAAUUGUAUCCGCUUCAUGUGACGAACAAAUGGACCAGAGCAAUCACGAAAUAGCGUAUCCUCUUACACCCCCUCUCUCUGAUUCCUCUGACUCAAGGCCUUUGUCACCUGAUCACUUCGAGCUGGGACUUCAUCUUCGCGUGAUGACCAUCACAUCUGGUGGUAUACCCGCUCGAAAACUUCAGGUUCCGAAGUUCGGCGUCAAGAGGCGGUAUUCCGCAGGUGGGAUGCUUCCGCAAGCUAACCUGCGCUAUAUCGUUAAUCUCGUACUAGUCAGCAAAACAUCUCAAGGAGCACAUCCUUUGACGGUGCAUAUUGUCUCUGCGCAUGGCUCGAAACCGGCUAUAGUCCAGAUCGCGCGUACCUUCGGCGAACGAAUGAGUCAGGCAUCGACUGGGGUGGAAAGAUAUUCUUCCGAUUCGCUCUCUGUUGAGACAAUACAAAAUAUCCUUGAAGGUCCUCACGGGUUACCACCACCGGACCUAUUGAUUGUACACAAUGUAUACGGCAACAGGGCUCCUCGUACUCCCUUGGAAUUGCACGAGUUUCCGCCAUGGCAGAUCAGGCUGACAGAAUUCCACCACGAGAUGUUUAGGACACCGAACUGGCUAAGUCCAUGGAGGGCGCCUUGUCCCACGUCGUUGACCGAGUUGGAGUUCCGGACGGCACUCGACGAGCCGAACGACAAAACAGAUGGCGCUUUCUGGCUAACGUUUUCUCAAGCUGCACCGCGCAAGGCAUUCAUUCUUACCAGUGGGCGCUCCCCUGCUACGACCUUGAAGAGCUCAUCCACUCCCCUGAGCCGACGCACACAUCCUGCUGACCGCGACGAUGUCCGCCGACCAAAGUGUCCCUCCGCCUCAUCCAAUAGGUCAAACUCUAAGGGACAGUAUUUCAAGCGCGUCAUCGUCUGCUGCGAUGGUACGACAAAAGGUGCUGUGGGUGCCCACCUAGCAUCAAAGGUACAGGAAGCCUAUUCUUUCAUCGCACACAACUAUCGUCCAGGCGAUGAGAUAUUCCUCUUCGGAUUUUCGAGGGGUGCUUACACCGCUCGUAUGGUGGCAGCUAUGAUUGGAGAGAUAGGCGUUCUUGACCGCACAGAUAUGGAUCAUUUUGCUUCGGUCUUCAUGGCGUUUCAGAAGCGCGGCAAAGAGAAAGAUCCUGAAGGAAAUAUCGCAGAGAUCGCAAAGUUGGACAAGGAACUGCACCCUUGGGUACAGCACAAUUCCCCUGGGAAGCUCAGAGCGGACUCCGAUGAGCACUCCUUCUCUAUCAAAUGUGUCGGCGUCUUCGACACUGUCGGAAGCUAUCACGCCAUGGCCUUGAACGAAACCCGCGAGGACUUCAACGUCUGCAAAUUCGAGCAAACACCUGGAGGCCAUUCUAAGGGGCAAAAACUAGACCAGAUUGGCGGUGGUUGGCAAGAACACGAUCUCUCCGAUUUGACUCUGUGGUGGAUGGUCUCUAAAAUUCAAGACAUUAUUGCUGUCGACGCCCGCUAUUUAACCUCGCUUGUCGACCCUGUCGCUCCAUGGGGACAACUCCCUCCUCAUGACCCCCGGACUGGUAUCAUGAAGUUGACGGACACUGUGACUCGCACGCUUCCGACGUCCACGAACGAUGUCACGCACGAGAAGAUUCACCUUUCGGUGUUGCAUCAGUCCCAUUUAAUGCCCGCUUUAAAGCAGAAUAUCGACGCAAAUCCUGCGUUGGUAGCAGAGCUUACGCAACUGGAGGCCGAGUUGAAACACUACUGGCCAUUUGUGCCGGGCACACACCUACCUUACAUGCCGCAAGGGGUGAAGAAACAUGGUGACGACCGCGUGGAAAUGGCACUUGCCAGUGUGUUCGAAAAGGGCGUCAGCAUAGGUACUUCCAUAUCUAACUGA
Molecule: messenger RNA, 2199 nt
Organism: Punctularia strigosozonata HHB-11173 SS5
Lineage: Eukaryota; Fungi; Basidiomycota; Agaricomycetes; Corticiales; Punctulariaceae
Exons: 17
Coding region: 1-2199 (732 amino acids)
Molecular function (GO): transferase activity, transferring alkyl or aryl (other than methyl) groups
Source: RefSeq, a predicted model, not a curated record